AUGGUCACCGCUCUAGGCCGAUCCAUCCGCAGAUUCAAGCACGAGUCUAUCUUUCCCAAUGUAACCUUACUUCGCUAUGGAUGCAUUGGUUCAUCGCUGGUGAAGCCCAGUGUCACCAUUACAAUUCGGACCCUUGCUGUCUACCGACAAACACACCGUGUGUGCCCUCGUCUCAGCAUCCACGCUGAAGCCAAAAAAUUGUGUCAUCUGCAUAAUGUAUGCUAUAGACAUUAUUUUGCUGAGCAACUCCGUGCUGCCUUUGAUGUUUAUCUCGAGCUUCAACGAUGGAUCACUGCUCGUCUUGACAAGCACCUUGGUCGUGAUACUCCCAACUGGCGCAUGCUAAAUUCAUGCCCAGCAUGCCAUGGGCCUUAUGUUGACAUGUUUGCCGAUGAGGUUGGCAAUGCGCGCAACCAGCAGUCGAGGUCUCGCUCUGCCGCAACAGCAGCAACCAUCCGUGAUCCUGACAAUCCUUGGAUUGAGGAGCCUGAAUCAGGUGAUUCAUCUGAACCAGUGAGCAUAUGUGUUGAUCGAUGGCGUAAUGCGGCGCCAGAAUCAUGCAAGAAGAUGUUCGCAAUCUUCAAGAAAUCAGGAAUAUUCAUCACUGUCUGCCGUCAUGGCUUUCUUCUGACCAUAUGUGACAUGGUUCGGAGUGGCGAACUUAUGAAAUACCCAAUUGCGAGCCUCAACAAACUAAUGGAAGUUUUCGGGAAGAAUAUUCUUUAUGGCUACAACAUCAAAUGUGCGCUUGAGAAGAUCUUGCUCCGCAGCUCCUUGGCAAAUCGCAUCAAAGAACUCAACCUUCAUGGUGUGGUUCCUGCCUUUCAUGGUCAUGCUCACAAUUGCCUUUGCCAGGUCCAACACCAUUCCAAGUACAAGGUUGGCACUGGUAAAGAAGAUUUCGAGACUUGUGAACAUGUAUUUUCAGAGUCUAAUGCUCUAGCACCUGAAACUCGGAACACUACCGAAUUUCAUCGCCACCAAGCUCUCGAUGAACAUUUUUGCUUUGCUGAUAUGGAUAAAUAUGCUAACCUGUCUAAUUUUAUCUACAACAACUACAUUCAAGCACUCGAAGCUAUUGCUGCUACUUCUACAUUCCUUGCCGAGUCUCCGGUGGGACCUGAUGUGCCUUUUGAGGCUGAUUUGGAUGAUGAGAGGAUAUUGUUGGAGAAAAUGAGCAGCAAGAAAGACGCUGCACCUGUUGAAGUUGACUAUGUGAAGGCGUUGGUUGAAUAUGAGGAUGCGCUGCCAAACUACUCCUCGAAGGACAUCGGCAAUGUUCGGCGUCGACACACACAUGCUGCUGCUAAGCGCGACCAGAAGCAGGAAGUAGUCGAGGACUUUGAGCACCAGAUGGGGAUUGAUGAACGUUGGGGUCCUAAUCACCCAGAGCGUAUCCAGGCACAGUCACAUAUUACGCACCGCCUCUUUUUCAAGGCUGUCGAUGAUGUUGAGAGAUUGGUUGUCAUGCGACUAUUGGAACUUACAAAGUUGCAGAUGAACGGUCUUGGUUACAAACUUUGUACUCAAAUUUCCAAAGCCCUCAAAAGCCGCGCAACUGCUAUCCAAAAUGCCCUUCAACGCUACAAUAAGUACGCUGCUGAAAUGAUGCCACCCCGCCCUUCGCUCGAUUGGAACCAAAUAGUCGAGUAUUUUUUUUUAGCUGAGUUCAACUUGCUAUGUGAUAGCAAUGGGCAGAUCCAGACUAAACGGUGGGCGAACCCUCUUUAUUGGCAGGCAUCAGCACAAUACUUUGAUCGUGUGCGUGCCCAGGAAGAGCUGGAGAGGCUAAAUGUUGAAGUUGGUCGUUUGAUGAUGAAGAUUCGUGAUGACACUAUCUACUAUCCAAACACAAUUGCUAUCCUUUCCACUGAAGACCCGCCACUUGCCUCUGAGCUGAGUCGGCAAUGGGAACAGCUUCAGUCGGUGAACUCAUGGCAUCAGCGACACAUUCAUCAAAUUCAGACUCUUCAUGGAUAUUCUGGACCACGAUGGCCAGUGUUCAACUUCGUUAGUGACACUGUUGCUGGUCCCAAGGUCAAGGGUUUCAUCAUGCAGUGUAUUAGUAAGAAGAAGCAGUUAGCUGUGGAGAUCAUCGAUGACGCAUAUCAUGACCGGCUGAAGGCGCUACCUGGCAUGACUAUCUGAGAAUCAUUUGAGAGCAAGGUAGAGCGUGAACUAAAUCACGCUCAUGAUGACUCCAGUCAGUAUGCGCAGAAGAACCUGAAGAACAACAACAAUGUGAAGCAGAUGGUCACAGCUGGUUCCAAGGGUUCAUACAUUAACAUCUCGCAAAUGUCAGUUUGUGUCAGGCAGCAGAGUGUUGAAGGUUGUCAUAUCCCAUUCAGGUUCCGUCAUCGUACUCUUCC
Suillus plorans is the source of this 2369-nucleotide messenger RNA. RefSeq lists its product as uncharacterized. NCBI's taxonomy places the organism in Eukaryota, Fungi, Basidiomycota, Agaricomycetes, Boletales, Suillaceae. The record is from RefSeq and is a predicted model, not a curated record. The transcript is spliced from 8 exons. The coding region runs from base 1 to 2148 and encodes 715 amino acids.